AGAGGGCCGCCGGUCAGGGUCUUGUGCUUGGUAAUAGAAGCGGCGCACGGCUGCUCUGGUCUUUUUGCUGCGAGGCCGAGUCCGUCACAAUGGGUAAAUGCCGUGGUCUUCGUACAGCCCGAAAGUUACGUAACCUUCGGCGUGAUCAGAAAUGGCAUGAUAAGCAAUACAAAAAAGCCCACUUAGGGACUGCCCUGAAGGCCAACCCAUUCGGUGGUGCCUCCCAUGCCAAAGGAAUAGUCUUGGAAAAAGUUGGUGUUGAGGCUAAGCAGCCCAAUUCUGCCAUUAGAAAGUGUGUUCGAGUCCAACUUAUUAAGAAUGGCAAGAAAAUCACAGCUUUUGUUCCAAAUGAUGGCUGCUUGAAUUUCAUUGAGGAAAAUGAUGAAGUUCUGGUUGCUGGUUUUGGUCGUAAGGGUCAUGCUGUUGGUGAUAUUCCUGGCGUCCGAUUCAAGGUCGUGAAAGUAGCCAAUGUAUCUCUGCUGGCUCUAUACAAAGGCAAGAAGGAGAGACCAAGAUCUUAAAGUUUUCAGUAUAUUAACAAAGAUGAAAAAUAAAACAUUUUAAAAAAAGAUGAUGUCAGAAGUUAUGUCUGCAUGUAUUCAAACUUUUUCUAUGUUCACCAGUUCUGAUAGAGUCUUGAGAAAAUACACUCCAGGAUUUUAUAUUUGUUUUGACAAACAAGUUCUAUGAACUAUUAAUCAUUUGUUUUCUGUUGGGACGUAUGGUAUAUCUGACUUUUAUUGAACUGAUAAUCCACUCUGAUAUUGCUUAUUGCAGCAGUUCUUAGUUAUGGUGAUAAGAUGAAAAAAUAUUUUAUAUCCAGUAGUUGACAGUGUAAAAUUGAAAUCCCUGGAAAUCUGGGAACUCUGCUGGUUGGAGCUGUACCUAGCACAAAGAAAAAUGGUUACAUUUUUAGAGGGUAAUUAUCUCAGCUCCAUCCAUCACUGCAGGAUACUCAGGGCAGUGAUCUGGCCUAACCAUCUUCUGCUCUUUCAAUAUUUGCCUUGUCAGAAUUAUGAAACAUCAGUGUCUUGUGGAUAUAGCACGAUAAUGUAGUCUCAGUAAUGCCCUUACAAUUAAAACAAAAUUUCCAUUA
This is a messenger RNA of Chiloscyllium plagiosum (whitespotted bambooshark), 1096 nucleotides long. It is a transcript of the gene rps23, whose product is annotated as ribosomal protein S23. Gene Ontology annotation, biological process: translation. The record is from RefSeq and is a predicted model, not a curated record. NCBI's taxonomy places the organism in Eukaryota, Metazoa, Chordata, Chondrichthyes, Orectolobiformes, Hemiscylliidae. Gene Ontology annotation, molecular function: structural constituent of ribosome. Gene Ontology annotation, cellular component: ribosome; small ribosomal subunit.